Molecule: messenger RNA, 1848 nt
Organism: Penicillium antarcticum
Lineage: Eukaryota; Fungi; Ascomycota; Eurotiomycetes; Eurotiales; Aspergillaceae
Exons: 5
Coding region: 1-1848 (615 amino acids)
Source: RefSeq, a predicted model, not a curated record
AUGACCAAACCGGAAAUUUGGAAUCGCGUGUUCACUAGAGACUCUAAUGCAGAUACGGACACUUUGGUGGGGGUUGAGCAGCAGCAGAAAUUCCAAGACAGAUUUGGCCAGUUUCUCCAGCAUGAUUCGCACUGGACCCUCAACACGCUGGAUGGAGUACUUUCGUACUAUUAUAACCUGUCCAUCGCGACCCCCAAAUUAUGCAAUUUGAGGAUGUUUAUGAUUGCAGACGGCGCCCAUGUUAACCGCUCCACAUUGCCUGAUAAUGGAGGCAAGUGGUUUAAUCCUCACUGUCGUGUGCUUGGAGUUGUUGACUUCAAGCCCCAGGGUGACAUUAUCUUCAUCGUUGGGUCCGAUGAUGUGCACAAUUCAGAGCGUUUCAUGCAGGUGGCCAGUUGGGAUCAGAAGACGUUCCACUAUUAUGCAGGCAACGCGUUGAACGCGUUCACGGAUGGGUCAUCUUACGACAUGUCGUAUCUUGGCCCCUUUAAUGGUCAUGUCAAUGGAGCGUGUAUCAUGAAAGAGAUUCAUGAUCCUUGGUACCACUGGAAGACCGACACGACCGAUUUGAAGCAAUGCCUUAGCGAAGAGCAGAUCAACCGUCUCAAGAGCAUACCAUAUAUCUCGCCCGCCUCCUGGAACUUGCUUGGUAACGUAAGCAGCGCCGAAGGGCUGGAGGGUGACAUCAUCAAGGUUCUGGUCCCUAAAUGGUUCCAGUUGCACCGAGACGAAGACUUCAAAGAGAAUGGCCAGUAUAAGUCCGAGCCAGCCAAUCUCCACCGCUGGAUGGCUCAUUUGCUUCUCACCACGACCAUCAACAUUGCAACUGGUGCGAAAGUACUUACAUUCUGGGAGCAGAACCCAUCAGGAAUGGCUCUGCCUUUCAGAGCUCCGACAAAUUUAUUCAUGAAUUUUGAGCUUUUGCUGCAAAGCAAAUUCAAUGACAUCAAUGGACCCCUAGCAAGUUUCUCUGGUGAAUUUAGCUAUGAAGACUACCAAAAGGCCGUGGAAGAUCUGCAACUCGGUCUUUUACAGGAAUGGGAUAAAGAUCCAGAUGAAAAGCACCCAAAACGCCCAAAAGCACCCCCGAAAGGUGUAAGAAUGGCGCAAAUUACCAAGGGCACUCUUGGUGGUGGUAAACAGACAGACAUGUAUGAUUACACCUAUUUCUUGGUCGUCCAGGAAAAAUCAGAAGGCGAGGAAAUGUACUUCAUCACCCUGCAGACCUCACUGGAGGAUUCAAUGGGUGUGCUGAACCUGCCCGACAAUCUCGUUAGUCAAAAGCUGCUCCACUCUAUCCUCCUUGUCGACUUCUGCAACCCAGUCUACAGCUGGCGUCGUGGUGUUCUAAUGCAAUACCUCCCCAAGACGACAAAACUUGUCGAUGGAAAUUACGACAUGGAGGCUGCAUUUGUUGCUACAAUUCGUGCUUCUUCACACGCCUCUGAGGCUGAUUCCCCUGAGUUGCAAUUCCUCAAGCUCUAUGACAACCCUCCUUCGAAUGAUGAGAUUAGAUUCACCUUUCAAUCCUACCUGGACACAGUGACGCACAGAAUCAAAACUUCCCAGGGUCUAACCGAUUACAUGAAACUCGCCGAGGCUCGCCGUCGCAUAUAUCGCCCUCUGCCUCUCGAUGAGUUUGGUCUCACGCUUCCGUAUGCGCUUGCGCUUCCGACUGAUUGGAAGCUUAUUGAGAUGACACAAGAAGCGACUGUGACUGAGAUCCCAGAGCGUGGGCUGAAAUUCUUGAAGUGUUGGACGGGCACUCUGCAUGGAUUCGAUCCGAAAUUGUUGCCCACGGAUGGUUGUUAUGCCCAGGCGAGAGGGGGCAAGUGUCCUAGACGCUAG